AUGGUUAAAGCUGUUGUUCUCGGGGCUUCUGGUGGCAUUGGCCAGCCCCUGUCCCUCCUCUUGAAGGCUUGUCCUCUUGUCGACGAGCUCGCCCUGUACGAUGUCGUCAAUACCCCUGGCGUCGCUGCGGACCUUUCUCACAUCUCCUCGGUUGCCAAAAUCUCUGGUUACCUUCCCAAGGAUGAUGGAUUGAAGCAUGCCUUGACUGGCGCCGACGUGGUUGUUAUCCCAGCCGGCAUUCCCCGUAAACCUGGCAUGACUCGUGACGAUCUUUUCAAGGUCAAUGCCUCGAUCGUUCGUGACCUCGUCAAGGGCAUUGCCGAAUUUUCCCCCAAGGCUUUCACUCUCGUCAUUUCUAACCCCGUCAACUCCACCGUCCCCAUCGCAGCCGAAGUGCUCAAGGCCGCUGGAGUCUUCGACCCUAAGCGCCUGUUUGGUGUGACCACCCUGGAUGUUGUUCGCGCCGAAACGUUCACGCAGGAGUUCUCUGGCCUCAAGGAUGCCUCCAAGGCAACUGUUCCGGUCAUCGGUGGUCACUCCGGCGAGACUAUUGUGCCCCUGUUCAGCAAGGUUUCCCCGGGCUUCCAGAUCCCUGCUGACCGCUACGAUGCCCUUGUCAACCGUGUUCAGUUUGGCGGCGAUGAGGUUGUCAAGGCCAAGGAUGGCGCUGGCUCCGCUACCUUAUCCAUGGCCUUUGCUGGCUUCAGAUUCGCUGAGGCCGUGAUCAAGGCCACCAAAGGCGAAAAGGGCAUCGUGGAGCCUACUUUUGUUUACCUUCCCGGCGUAGCUGGUGGCGAUGAAAUUGUCAAGGCUACUGGGGUGGAGUUUUUCUCUACUCCUGUGGAGCUUGGUCCCAACGGCGCGGAGAAAGCUGUCAACAUUAUUGACGGCGUGACCGAUCAAGAGAAGAAGCUUCUCGAGGCUUGCAUCAGCGGACUCAAGGGCAACAUCGAAAAGGGCGUCGAGUUCAUCAAGAAUCCCCCACCAAAGUAA
Penicillium alfredii is the source of this 993-nucleotide messenger RNA. RefSeq names its product malate dehydrogenase. Gene Ontology annotation, cellular component: cytoplasm. The transcript has 8 exons. The record is from RefSeq and is a predicted model, not a curated record. NCBI's taxonomy places the organism in Eukaryota, Fungi, Ascomycota, Eurotiomycetes, Eurotiales, Aspergillaceae. Gene Ontology annotation, biological process: carboxylic acid metabolic process; tricarboxylic acid cycle. Bases 1 to 993 code for a protein of 330 amino acids. Gene Ontology annotation, molecular function: L-malate dehydrogenase (NAD+) activity.